AUGCUUCAUAAUAGCAUAAUAGCAGAGUUUCCUGAUGUAGAAGAAUGCUUACUCACCUGGUUCAAACAGUGUCGGGACAAAAACAUAAGUGUAUCUGGGCCUCUCUUACGCGAAAAGGCAGAAGAAUUUUCAAAAUCACUGGGACACAGUUCUUUUCAUGCCAGCAAUGGUUGGUUGGUGAAUUUUAAGAAGCGUCAUGAACUUGUGUUUAGGAAAGUUUGCGGCGAAAGUGCAAGCGUCAAUAACGAGAUAUGUGAUGAAUGGAUAAUUGAGUUGCAGAGUUUAUUGAAGGAUUAUGAACCAAAAGAUGUCUUUAAUGCCGACGAGACUGGCCUUUUCCAAGUGCUUACCUGA
Molecule: messenger RNA, 354 nt
Organism: Chelonus insularis
Lineage: Eukaryota; Metazoa; Arthropoda; Insecta; Hymenoptera; Braconidae
Product: tigger transposable element-derived protein 4-like
Exons: 1
Coding region: 1-354 (117 amino acids)
Cellular component (GO): nucleus
Molecular function (GO): DNA binding
Source: RefSeq, a predicted model, not a curated record